CUCUCAGUGUCUGGGAUUGAACCCACAUUCGAUAUCGACUAACAGAGGUUACUCAUGACAAUGUCUACCCCCACAGGCGAUCCCGUAGUGGUGAAUAUCAGCAUCUACCUCAAGAGCUUCAGUGAUAUCCAGGAGUCCACCAUGGACUACCGGGUGACCCUCACGCUGUGGCAGCGCUGGAACGACGACCGCCUGCGCUACAGCAGCCGCGACUUCAACGCCACCGACCUGGACGAGUCCAACGCGGCCUUCAUGUGGAAGCCCGACCUCUACUUUGGCAACGAGGAGAGCGCCACGGUGCACACCGUCACCACGCCCAACAGCAUGCUGCGGAUACACGACAACGGGGACGUCCUCUACUCCAUGAGGUCUCACACAGCUACACACUCACACAGCUACACACACAGCUACACACUCACACCGUCACCACGCCCAACAGCAUGCUGCGGAUACACGACAACGGGGACGUCCUCUACUCCAUGAGGCUGACGCUCACCCUCAGCUGCCCCAUGGACCUCCGCACGUUCCCCAUGGACACGCAAACCUGUCCCUUGCUCAUCACCAGCGGUGAGUGUCUAGUGUAGUGUAUAGUGUAGUGUAUAGUGUAGUGUAUAGUGUAGUGUAUAGUGUAGUGUAUA
Petromyzon marinus (sea lamprey) is the source of this 638-nucleotide messenger RNA. The record is from RefSeq and is a predicted model, not a curated record. NCBI's taxonomy places the organism in Eukaryota, Metazoa, Chordata, Hyperoartia, Petromyzontiformes, Petromyzontidae.